CCCUCCUCCUCCUCCUCCACCGGUCGCAGAUAUUUUCUACUCUCGCUUCUGGUCCCUCCACCCUCUCCUCCUCUUUGUUCCACAAAUUCACUCUCCUCCGUCCCCUCUCAUUCUUCCUCCCUUCCCUUCCCGAUUUCUCCAUAUUCUUCUCCCAACCCUCCCCCCCUAAAUCCCUCCCAAUCUUCCCUUUUCUUCUCGAUCAACCUCCGAAAUCCACGAUUCUCUCAUCAAAUCUUCCCUUCUCUGGCGGAUUUGAUUGUUGGAUCUGGUGGAACAGGAAAGUCACGUCCACGAUCUGUUUCUUUUUCUUUCUUUUGUUUCUCUGGUUUAAGUCGUAGUUUUCUAGAGGCUUAUCUUAAAUGCCCAAUUUCAUGUUCUUGAUGUUUGAGAUUCAUGUAUCCAAUUCUCAGUGAAAUCUUCCUUUCUGGGUGUAUGAUCAAUUCCACUGUCAGGCGCAGGACCCACCUUGUUCAAUCCUUCUCGGUUGCCUUCCUCUACUGGUUAUACUACGUCUCAUGAUUUUUUGAGUGCCUUGUUUCCAUACGUAAUAUCAAGAUUAGCUAUAUAUAUUACUAUUUUCCGCAUUAGUUUUUCUGCGUUUCUGUGCUUUUUCUUGUCCGGGUCCUGCGUCAAAAUAGUAGUGUCCAUCGUUUUGCUUCUUCUUCUUCGAAGGUUUCAAUUUUCAUGGCUUCCUCCAGUGGAACGUCUUCUGGGUCGUCAUCUCUGGUUCGAAACUCUGGUUCCGAUGAGGACUUGCAGGUCUUGAUGGAUCAGAGGAAGAGAAAGAGGAUGAUAUCGAAUCGUGAAUCGGCUAGAAGGUCAAGAAUGAGGAAGCAGAAGCAUCUGGAUGAUCUGGUGGCUCAGGUGGCUCAGCUCAGGAAGGAGAAUCAGCAGAUUCUCACUAGCGUCAACAUCACAACCCAGCAAUAUCUCACCGUCGAGGCUGAGAAUUCUGUACUCAGAGCCCAAGUGAACGAGCUGACCCAUAGAUUGCAAUCUCUGAACGAAAUUGUGGAUUUCCUUAACACAAGUUCUGCAGUUUUUGCAGCUUCAAACUCAUCCACCUUCAUGGAACCCACCAACAGCUUAUUUAACAACCCAUUAAACAUGGCCUGCCUGAACCAGCCGAUCAUGGCUUCUGCUGAUAUGUUUCAGUACUGUUGAGUUAUCUGUAUUCCAGAGGAACUUGAAGAUUGGCAUCGUUAGGUUCUUCUAGAUCUGAGUCCGUCCCGUAAAAACUAGUGAUUGAGGAAUAAACUUUUCAGCACUUGGACCCUAAAACUGGAGCUGUAUAAUGGCUGAUAGGUGUCAAAUCACACUCGGACACUAAAUGUGUGCGGGUGCUUCUCCUACUGUAUAGUGUCAACUCUAGGUCAGUGCUGGUUAAUGUAGAAGGGGCAUGUAUUGUCAAGAGUGAUGUUAAUUAAUCCAGCCACUAUUACUGUUGUGGGUCUGGUAUGUUGGAUUGUAAUGGUACUUGCGAUUUUAAUUUCCCUCUUAAAAUUUUC
This is a messenger RNA of Prosopis cineraria, 1508 nucleotides long. Its product is annotated as bZIP transcription factor 44-like. Gene Ontology annotation, cellular component: nucleus. Gene Ontology annotation, biological process: positive regulation of DNA-templated transcription. Gene Ontology annotation, molecular function: DNA-binding transcription factor activity; transcription cis-regulatory region binding. The record is from RefSeq and is a predicted model, not a curated record. Bases 685 to 1164 code for a protein of 159 amino acids. Lineage: Eukaryota; Viridiplantae; Streptophyta; Magnoliopsida; Fabales; Fabaceae. The transcript has a single exon.